GCCGCAGACCCGGGACCCGGAGCAGCUCGGAGGCGGUGAAUAAUAGCUCUUCAAGUCUGCAAUAAAAAAUGGCCUCCAAUAAAACUACAUUGCAAAAAAUGGGAAAGAAACAGAAUGGAAAGAGUAAAAAAGUAGAAGAGGCAGAGCCUGAAGAAUUUGUGGUGGAAAAAGUACUGGACCGACGUGUAGUGAAUGGGAAGGUGGAGUAUUUCCUGAAGUGGAAGGGUUUUACAGAUGCUGACAAUACUUGGGAACCUGAAGAAAAUCUAGAUUGUCCAGAGUUAAUUGAAGCGUUUCUUAACUCUCAAAAAGCUGGUAAAGAAAAAGAUGGUACAAAAAGAAAAUCUUUACCUGACAGUGAAUCUGAUGAUAGUAAAUCAAAGAAGAAGAGAGAUGCUGCUGAUAAACCAAGAGGCUUUGCCAGAGGUCUUGAUCCUGAACGAAUAAUUGGUGCCACAGACAGCAGUGGAGAAUUAAUGUUUCCCAUGACAUGGAAAGAUUCAGAUGAGGCAGACUUGGUGCUGGCAAAAGAGGCAAACAUGAAGUGUCCUCAAAUUGUAAUUGCUUUUUAUGAAGAGAGACUAACUUGGCAUUCUUGUCCAGAAGAUGAAGCUCAAUAAUUGUUUGCAUUGCUUUUUAUAUAUAUUUAUAUAUAUAUAUAAAAUCUGGGUCUUUGUUUUUUGAUUAGUGUGAAGAAAUAACAUUCUAAUGAAAAUCAAGUUUGAUAUGUUUGUUUUGAAGUAGUAUUGGGGGAGUUGUUGGGGUUUUUGCAUCUAUAGCACUGGUUACUUUAAACAAAUAAAAGCUUUCUGUAGUUGCUUCCUUUAUC
Molecule: messenger RNA, 829 nt
Organism: Lontra canadensis (Northern American river otter)
Lineage: Eukaryota; Metazoa; Chordata; Mammalia; Carnivora; Mustelidae
Product: chromobox protein homolog 3-like
Exons: 1
Coding region: 69-620 (183 amino acids)
Biological process (GO): chromatin organization; negative regulation of transcription by RNA polymerase II
Cellular component (GO): nucleus; pericentric heterochromatin
Molecular function (GO): chromatin binding
Source: RefSeq, a predicted model, not a curated record